Messenger RNA from Peronospora matthiolae, 462 nucleotides. The record is from the annotation of a GenBank genome assembly. Lineage: Eukaryota; Oomycota; Peronosporomycetes; Peronosporales; Peronosporaceae.
AUGAGUGGGGCCAAGGUCUUCUCCACCAUCGAUUUAACGUCAGGAUACCAUCAGAUGCGUAUGGAAGAGUCUUCUCGCAAGUACACGGCAAUUAGAACGCAUAACGAGUGGCUGGUUGCACCAAUGGGUCUGGCUGACAUGGGAGGCUCAAGCUUAAGACUGACGCGUAUGAUCUUUGCGAAGCCUGAAUUUCAAGACAUUUUUGUCGUCUACCUGGAUAAUAUUUGCGUCUUCAGCUCCAGAGUGGAAAUACAUUUCACGCACUUGCGCGUAGUGCUACAAGUGCUGAACCGUGAAAAACUUUAUUUACGCAAGGAGAAGUGCUCGUUCGUGCAAGACCGCAUCGAGUUCUUAGGACAUGUCGUGAGCGCUAACGGACUCGAUGUAGACUCCCGAAAGGUGGAAGCCAUCGUCCUCCGGCUGCUACCUCUGAGCGACAUUCUAAAAGAAUCAGUAACCUAA